AUGCCUAAACCUCCCAGUGUGUCGCACUGCGUUUUCCUACCAGGCGGGUCUCGGCUGCACGACAGUACAGCGUUCGGCCCUUUGGGCCCCCAGUGGUGGGGUUACAUACUCGCUGCCUAUCUUCCACCUUCGUCACUCUUUACGAUCAAGCAGGUCUCCAAGGCAUGGAACUCCCUUACAACCAGUCGCUAUUACACGCUUCAUGCACCGCUCCGGAUAACUGAGACGAUUCUGAAUCAGCUAGCUUGCGCGACAUCGGCGCUAUCCACUAGACAAAAGGCUCGCAUGGCUCGAUACCUCUCGUUACACUGCGGUGAUAGCAUAACAAUUGGCGUGGCUCGUGACUCAGAAGCUAUUCACGACGUCACUCCAAGAAUUUUGAACGCAACGGGUCCCGUAAAGCGCAUGGCCAUUUCGAUUGACACUCCCUACGUCCUCAUUGCUAAGUCGCUUCACAGGCUUUUUCUUCGGAGCGUUGAUACCCUACUGGAUAUGAAACUGCGAGGAGUUCGCGUGUCGCAACAACUCAACAGCAUUUGUGCCGAAAAGCAGCGGACCGUCCCAUGGAUAUCGAGUCAUAUCGAACUUCCUCGACUGCAAAUACUUGAAGUUGACGAUGUUUCCCUCCUGAAGCAUCUCGUUGCACCCAAGCUGCUUUCUCUGUUUGUGGACUACGCUUCUGCCUCCGAAGGCAGUGACACCGGCAACCAAGAGUCGGAAGAGGAUGCCCACUGUCUAUCCCCCGUGUUGUCGAGAGUAGCAAGAGGCAUACUACUUGCGUUUCUGUCACGUUCGGGAACGCACCUUGAAAUACUAACGCAGGCUGACAUCCUGCCGAUUCUGUUUCGCUCUACGCCUCCGAUCAACUCUCCAAUCAAACGGGCUGACGGCUCCACCAUCACAGUGAUGAGUCCAGUCGUUUGCCUGCCUAAUCUUACCUCGCUCGCAGUUUCCGAUAUCCAUCUUCUUCUGUAUAUUCGGACUAUAAAUCUGGAGUCGCUCACUGCUUCGGUUCCGGACGUCUCUGCCCUCUCUUUCUUCAGUCGUUUUCAUUCAACCCAGCUCCAGUACUUGGAAAUCACCCAACCAAGUAACACUGCUGCUAACACUUCUCACUCCGGCGUGAUGGAGGCUAGCGAUGGUUCCCGUCACUUGCGCAUUCCACAGCUCACUGGUGCAUCAUCCACUGGCGGAAGGGGGAUUUUGCGUCACAAUUCUUCCCCUGUGUCUACCAUCGCGUGCGGUCGGAGUAUGGGCCGACGUUUCGUCAACGAGCAAUGCAGCUGCACGCUAAUUAGUCCGAAGAUUCAGGGAACGGGGUUGGAAAUCGAUCGGCGCAGGAGUCGGAAUGAUCGGGCGUUCAGUCUGCCGUGCCAGGCUGGUAAAGCGUCCCCUCCGGCGGAUGCAUUGCGGCAAAAAAUACAUGAUUGGAAUUUGGAGACCCCCACGACCUCGGAGCCUACUGAAAAAUGCCUUCCGCAAACGGACCUGAGCUUUGGCCUUCUUCGCGGGCAUUUCAGCAACAAGAGAGCAGAGGCUCUGAAUGUAUUUCUCCCCCUGUUGUUAGAGCUAACAGUACCUGGUAGCUUCCUCGCGUAUCUUUUCUGCCCACGUCUUCAGCGGGUGCUGGUUACAGGUCUUUCACAUAGAAAGCAAGUUCUGUCAUUUAUCCAAGAUGGCGCUCCACUAGUGGAAGAAUUGAUUGUCGACAACAUAGCAGGAGCAGCGAGCGGACAACGCAGCUCGCAGCCGCCGAAUAGCCAAUCACACGCAGGUGGUUUUGGUGAAAUGGAGCAUCAUGGAAUGGCGAAGAUGAUGGCAAGCAACACGAGUACUCCGUACAUCACAAAGCCAAUCCCACAGUGGCGUUUGCCCAGCCUCCGGACCUAUAAGGGUCCUGCGGGGUUACUGGACCUGGAUUUGGAAUGUCCAAAUCUAGAGCGUCUCGAGGUACGUCUUCUUCCUAUACCGUCUGGAAAACAGUGA
Neospora caninum is the source of this 1986-nucleotide messenger RNA. RefSeq lists its product as hypothetical. The transcript has a single exon. The record is from RefSeq and is a predicted model, not a curated record. Bases 1 to 1986 code for a protein of 661 amino acids. Lineage: Eukaryota; Apicomplexa; Conoidasida; Eucoccidiorida; Sarcocystidae.